Messenger RNA from Strongylus vulgaris, 1626 nucleotides. The record is from the annotation of a GenBank genome assembly. Lineage: Eukaryota; Metazoa; Nematoda; Chromadorea; Rhabditida; Strongylidae.
AUGGCUGAUGAAUUAGCGCGGGUGCAACAGUAUGAAUAUCGCCAGAACUCCAACUUGGUAUUGCAAGUUGAUUACAACCUUACGGACCGCCGAGGUCGUGAGGAACCUACUGGUGAGGUGUUGCCGCUGUCUGAUAGAGUCCUCAAAGGGAUGAAAAUGGGUGACAAAUAUAUGCGCACAAAAGCUCCAAUCCAAGAGCAGAAAAAGAAACGAAAGAAGAAGGCAGAUGAGGAAGAUUUUCGUAUCAUGUCCAAAUCUAUUAUCGGUGACAACACUGAGCUUAUGGGUAGCUAUAAGCCUCGCACACAAGAAACAAAACAGACUUAUGAAGUCAUUUUGGCAUUUAUACAGGAAGCUAUUGGCGACCAGCCUCGAGACAUUCUUUGUGGAGCUGCUGACGAAGUGCUAGCUGUCUUAAAAUCUGACAAAAUUCGAGAGAAAGAGAAAAAGAAGGAGGUUGAACUUUUGCUUGGUACGCUAACGGAUGAAAGAACUGCAGUGCUUAUUAAUUUGGCGAGGAAAAUUACAGAUUUUUCAAUGGAGGAUGAGCAUAAAAUGGAUAUGGAUGAAUUGGACGAGAAUGAAGGUGUCAACGUUCACUUUGACGAAUCAGAUGAAGAGCAAGAUGCAGUUAUAGACGAAAUUAAAAGCAAGUCUUUUUUUCGGGGGCUUAUUCGAUAUCCAAUAUUUUCAGAUGUUGACGAAAGUUCCAGUGAAGAUGAGGGAGGAGAAGAGGCAGAACACAAUGAAACGUUACGUGGAGGAGGCUUUGAUGAGGAAGAGGAAGCUGCAAAGAAGGACGCUCUUCAUCCACGCGAUAUAGAUGCUCACUGGAUCCAGCGAUCUUUGGCAAAGUUUUUCAAUGAUCCAAUUGUAGCGCAACAAAAAGUAACGGAAGUACUUAGCAUUUUGAAAGUGGGUUUACUUCCAUUUUUUCGAAACGACUUGAAUUUCUGCUGUUAUCUAUGUAAGUUUGUAUUGCGAAAGUGGAUCGUUAAGGAUUCCGUUGAUGAUCGUGAAUGUGAAAAUAAACUUGUCCUUCUUCUCGGAUUUGACCAUUUCGACUUCAUCCGGGUUCUGCGCCAGCAUCGGCACAUGGUCUUGUACUGUACAUUGUUGAAACAAGCCCAAGAUGAAGAAAAAAUCAAGAUCGAAGAAGAGAUGAAAUCGCGUCCUGAACUUCACCACAUUCUCGCACAACUUCUCGAAACUGACGAAACUGAUAUUGUUGAGACAGAACGUGCUAAACGAGAGAAAACAGCUCAAAGACGAGCUAUAGCUGCUGCUGGUGAGGAAGCAGUGGCUGCUGGGCAAUGGCUAGCCGGGAGGAAAGUGUUGGAUCUAGAGGAUCUGGCAUUUGCGCAAGGAAGUCAUCUGAUGAGCAAUAAGAGGUGUGAACUUCCCGACGGAUCCUAUAGAAAGCAGAAGAAAAGCUACGAAGAAAUUCACGUCCCCGCACUCAAGCCAAGGCCAUUUGCUGAAGGCGAAAAACUUAUUGACAUAACCGAGCUUCCAAAGUGGGCUCAACCAGCAUUCGACGGGUUUAAGUCUUUGAAUAGGAUUCAGUCUCGUCUUUGCGAAAGCGCUUUGAACAGUGAUGAACAUCUCUUGCUGUGUGCUCCUACU